Molecule: messenger RNA, 777 nt
Organism: Suncus etruscus (white-toothed pygmy shrew)
Lineage: Eukaryota; Metazoa; Chordata; Mammalia; Eulipotyphla; Soricidae
Product: peroxiredoxin-4-like
Exons: 1
Coding region: 1-777 (258 amino acids)
Biological process (GO): hydrogen peroxide catabolic process; response to oxidative stress; cellular response to stress
Cellular component (GO): cytosol; endoplasmic reticulum
Molecular function (GO): thioredoxin peroxidase activity
Source: RefSeq, a predicted model, not a curated record
AUGGAGCAUCGAAGCCGUCCUAGGACCAAAGGCUUGGGCAGAAUCCCUGGGACUCAGCCUCGAAACCCCAGGGUUCCACUCCCCUUACAUGUGGAACAGGAGGCCAGGGAAGGAGAAGAAUGGGAACAGCGAGAUGUGCAUCGUCAGCGGACUCCUGUCUACAGCCCAGCAGAAAGUGAAGAGUUGACAGAUAAUGUAGCCAUUUCCAAGCCAGCACCCUAUUGGGAAGGGACAGCUGUGAUAAAUGGAGAGUUUAAAGAGCUGAAAUUGACUGACUAUCGUGGGAAGUACCUGGUUUUUUUCUUCUAUCCACUUGAUUUCACUUUUGUGUGUCCCACUGAAAUUAUCGCCUUUGGUGACAGAAUUGAAGAAUUCAGAUCGAUAAACACGGAAGUGGUUGCAUGUUCUGUCGAUUCUCAGUUUACCCAUUUGGCCUGGAUUAAUACACCUCGAAGACAAGGAGGACUUGGGUCCACAAGGAUUCCACUUCUUUCAGAUUUGACCCAUCAAAUUUCCAAGGACUAUGGCGUAUAUUUGGAAGACGCUGGCCAUACUCUGAGAGGCCUCUAUAUUAUUGAUGACAAAGGAAUUCUAAGACAAAUUACUCUGAAUGAUCUUCCUGUGGGUAGAUCUGUGGAUGAGACACUACGUUUGGUCCAAGCAUUCCAGUAUACUGACAAACAUGGAGAAGUGUGCCCUGCAGGUUGGAAGCCUGGUAGUGAAACAAUAAUCCCAGAUCCAACUGGAAAACUGAAGUAUUUUGACAGACUCAACUGA